CAGCAGCAAUGGGAGGCCAUACAGCACCCUAUGACAAAAUGGAACCCACCAGCAGUGUGAGGAGACCUGAAAGUGGCACAUGGCAGAGUGUGGCGAUGGAGACAGCAGCAAUGGGAAGCCGUACAGGGACCCAUGACACACUCUGGACCUGGCAGCAGCAUGAGGAGGCGGUACAGGGGCCCAUGACAGAUUACGGGCCUGGCAGCAGCAUGAGGAGUCGGCGGUACAGGGGCCCAUGGCAGAGUGGCAGAGCGUAAGCAGCUAAAAUUGAAGGCCAUACAGAGGCCUAUGUUAAAAAGUCCCCCCAGCAGCAGCGUGGGGAGACGACUAUCAAGAGUCCAAUGGCAGAGUGGCGGAGCAGAAGCAGCUUCAAUUGAAGGCCAUACACAGGCCUAG
Messenger RNA from Staurois parvus, 396 nucleotides. The record is from the annotation of a GenBank genome assembly. NCBI's taxonomy places the organism in Eukaryota, Metazoa, Chordata, Amphibia, Anura, Ranidae.